Messenger RNA from Aspergillus welwitschiae, 1604 nucleotides. RefSeq lists its product as uncharacterized. Gene Ontology annotation, cellular component: nucleus. Gene Ontology annotation, biological process: positive regulation of transcription by RNA polymerase II. The transcript is spliced from 7 exons. Bases 143 to 1558 code for a protein of 471 amino acids. NCBI's taxonomy places the organism in Eukaryota, Fungi, Ascomycota, Eurotiomycetes, Eurotiales, Aspergillaceae. The record is from RefSeq and is a predicted model, not a curated record. Gene Ontology annotation, molecular function: transcription cis-regulatory region binding; DNA-binding transcription factor activity.
CACCAAUUCCCCAGCUUGCAGCCAUUGUCGCCGGGCAGGCGUAGACUGCGAGAGAGGGAUAAACGUGCGCUUCCGAAACGGUCUAGACAUUCUUGGUAAUGAUGAUACACUAUUUCCGGAAAAGCAUUUGUGGCCAUACUUGAUGGGUCCGCUGAGGUUCGUUGAUGAAACGGUCAUCAUUAAGCGGCUGUAUGAGGUUGUAGAGUCAGAGCACGAUGGCUCGACCGAGGAGUCUCGUGGGGUCAAUGAUGCCUCUGUAACUCCGACCGGGACUGGGCAGUAUCAAGCCCUCGAGCAGUAUACGCCGCCAUUGACGGGUGAUAAUCCUCCGCUACAGACUCUGUACCAUGAUGGUCGCUCGUCUGGGUUGGAAUUGUUGAUGGAAAAUGCUUUUCAGCAUUCUGACAGAGACCCUGGGAGGGAGUUGCAGACUGGUAGUUUGGUGCAGGAACCAAGGUUCUCGUUUAACGAGAGAGAAGCGACGUUGAUGCGUAAUUAUGUUGAGAAUAUGGCUUUGUGGGCAGACAUAACCGACCCUCAUCGACACUUUGAAAUAGAGGUGCCCGUGAGAGCAAUGCAGGAUCCGGUUCUGCGAUACGCUAUCUUCGCUUUCUCUUCUCGUCACGUGGAGCGGCAGAGGAAGGGAAAUGAAGCAGAAGCGCUGCAAUAUCAUAACCACUGCCUGCAGCUGCUGAUUCCUACAUUAUCUGGAACAGGAGGUGACUUGACUGAUGUUGUUCUCGCUACUGUUGCGAUCCUACGCCAACACGAGGAAAUGGAGUAUGAUGAUAACCAGUUCCAUCUGACAGGAGCCACGCGUAUAAUAAACUCUGUCUCAUCUUUUGGAUCCUCGGGCGGGUUGGGUGAAGCGGCAGCCUGGCUCUGUCUCCGUGAGGACAUUCACGUAUCGCUGAUCUCGCAAAAGCCCUUACGAACAAAUCUGGAAAGCUUCCAUCAUUCCGAUAUAUUCCUGAGAGACGAUGACUUCGCAUGGGCAGCUCGAAUGGUCUUUCUAUUAGCCAAAGUAUUGAAAUGUGCGUUCAAUCAGGUGUCUUCGCCAAAUUAUACUGCGCUGCAGAGUAUUGCUCAGGAAGUAGAGGACUGGUAUGCCAGGAAGCCGUCCUCAUUCCAGCCUCUGCGCGAGCUCCCUCGUGGAAAGGAUGCUUCGUGUCGAUUUCCAGAGGUCUGGAUGUUACUACCGGUGCACGUGGUCGGAACUCAGUACUACCAUAUUGCCAAGAUAGUUCUUGCCUUUUCUUGUUGCCCAAGUCCUCCGCUGGCUUACGAGAGUUUCAGAAAUUCGCGAAACAUCGAGAAAACAAUACGAUAUCACCUUUUCAUGGUGCUUGGACUGGCCAAGUCAAACCCCAAAGCGGAGAAUACGCUUUUCACCGCACGGCAUAGCCUGGUAGCGUGGGGCUGGGUCAUUCGGCAAAAAGCGGACCAGCAGGCUGCAGAGAUUCUCCUGAAAGAAAUGUGGACGAGAACGGGGUGGGAUGUGGCUGCAUCGAUCCAGUCUUUACGAGAGCAAUGGGCCGACGAAGAGACCGACAGCUGAACUGACCCGAACAUAUACCGAAACCCGAGUGCUGUUACUCAAUAGU